AUGACGAAGAAGUUGACCCCACAAGAGAAACAAAACCGCAAGCCGGCAAUAAGGGCAUGCACGUUUUGUCAUCAAAAGCAUUUACAGUGCUCAAAUGAGCGACCUUGUAAGAAUUGUAUCAAACGGAAUAUAGCGUCAGAGUGUCACGAUAUAGUCCGAAAAAGGGUAAAGUACUUGACAGGAUCGUCCAAAUCAUCAACAAGGAAAUCACUCGCGUCCUCGGGGCCGUCAACCCAGAAUAGCUCCAUCAAUGCUUCACCGGUGUCACUAUUGGAUAGCAGCCCAAAGUCGCAACAACAUCGCCCUACCAUAAGUGAGGGCCACCAUCCUGUUAUACAGGCACCACCACUUCAGUCGCUGAACGUAAAACAGCAGCUGUUAAAUGUACCGAUACAGGAUUCCAGUGCUAUUCAAAUCAAAGAGAUUCUCGAUGCGCCUCCAUUUGAGGUUCAUGGAAGUGGUACAGAUUUCAAUAGUGAGCCACAGGACCUAAAUGGACCAAAUCAGUUAGAUACGGACCCUUUAUUUCACACAAACACCAUGCUAAAUACUACCACCGACGUCAUAAACAAGCUUCUCACCGAUCAUUAUGAAUUCGAUGUGUUAAAUCAGGCAUCUAUGCAGCCAAUCACAGGAAUAUCUGAUACCUCCCAGUCUGUGGAUUUGAGUCACAAGAAUGGUCAAUUCAGUUCAAAUUAUUUAAAUGAGGAAUAUCUCAUGCUUGGUGACAUUCUCUUGAAUUCAAAACCAACAUCCCCUUCCCCAUCCAAUACGAGUGCAUCCGACUAUACCAAUGGACCCACACCGGCGUUUAUACAAAACAUCGACAUGGAUAACAUCCACGAAUCGAAGAAACGGGUGGUACAGAAGUUGCGAGAUUCGCGUCCAUUCAUUUCUCUAGGAUAUCCUACAGAUUCAACAAUGAGUUUGGACAACUUGAACAAUAUGGCACAUCAAACUGAUAAUCUUCUAGACAACAACGUGAGCUCUAGAGGCAACACCAGCAAGCAAACACACGAUGUCAAUUUGAACCCAAUUGUCAACUUCAAAACAAGACAUCGAUCCGAUUAUGUGUCUCCACUAGCCACUCACAAAAUAUACAAGACGGUGUCGGAUAUUUACAGCAAGGACGUUAUCAAUUUUGAGUAUCCUAAUUCCUACCAUGCGCUUACCAAUUUUCUUAAGGCGAGGUUCCUGGGCAAGGGGCUAGACCUUGAAGAGAAGCAGCGUAAAAGACAGAACUUGCUUAUAAUUUUAAAAUUGAUUGCAAGCUACAGACCCACGUUCAUUAGUGCUCACAAGUCGUUGUUGAAACCACAAGACCUACUUCUUUUAGAGAUGAGCUUCCAAAGAUGUUUGAUAGAUUAUGAGAAAUUGAGCCAACUAAACUCUUCUCCGACUAUUAUAUGGCGGCGGACUGGGGAAAUUGUGAGCAUAACCGAUGAUCUACUAAGCUUGUUAGGCUACAAGUUACUGGAUAUUCUAUCCAAACGUACAUUCAUCAUGGAGAUGAUGUAUGACGACGAGUCAGUUGUAAAAUACUUUCAGCUAUUCAAAUCGGUAGCAGUGGGGAACUUGCAUUCAAGUAUUAGUACAAAGAUAAAACUCACCAAAAAGGAGCCCCUUGUCGCUAAUGUUGACAUUGAUUCGCAAAUGCAAAACAACGUUGGUACCAGCAAUUAUAUUGAAUUCUGUUCAGUUUGGACAGUCAAGAGGGAUUUGUUUGACAUCCCCAUGCUAAUUAUUGGUCAGUUUUUGCCAAUUCUACCGGCUGGGGACGGCGUGCGAAUGUACUGA
Molecule: messenger RNA, 1797 nt
Organism: Lodderomyces theae
Lineage: Eukaryota; Fungi; Ascomycota; Pichiomycetes; Serinales; Debaryomycetaceae
Gene: ZCF23
Product: Zcf23p
Exons: 1
Coding region: 1-1797 (598 amino acids)
Biological process (GO): regulation of DNA-templated transcription; cellular response to starvation
Cellular component (GO): nucleus
Molecular function (GO): RNA polymerase II transcription regulatory region sequence-specific DNA binding; DNA-binding transcription factor activity, RNA polymerase II-specific; zinc ion binding
Source: RefSeq, a predicted model, not a curated record